UAACAUUAAUCAUCAACCUUAAUCAGCUAAUUAAAACUAGAUAACCCCCUCAACUUCUUCACUACUAUAUGCAUUCUCUGUGUUUCCGUUUGAUAAUCUCACCAAAAGACUAUGAAAAAAACAAUAAAUAUUCAUCUUUUUGUUCACAAAGUAUAUGUAAAGCAAGCUUUUCAUCUUCAGAAUACAUUAGAUUUGAUGCCAAGAAUGAUAACAUGAGUGAUAAAACAUAUUAUUAUAGAAAAGGAGGAAGAGGAGAUGUGUUAGGAGAUGGGAUUAAUGCUAUUGGAGUAGAGAAAAAGGUUCCAUGUGAAGUGGAAGUAGUGUCUUGGAGAGAACGUAAAAUUAAAGCUGAGAUAUUGGUGAAUGCUGAUGUUGAUUCUGUUUGGAAUGCUCUUACUGAUUAUGAAAGGCUUGCCGAUUUCGUCCCAAAUCUCGUUAGCAGGGAUAUACUUUGCACUACAUGCUGAAGCAUGAAUUACUUGUUAAUCACAGUAGGAGAAUUCCUUGUCCACGUCCUGGACGUAUUUGGUUGGAGCAAAGAGGUAUCCAACGAUCGCUUUAUUGGCACAUAGAAGCUCGCGUUGUUUUGGAUCUCCAAGAAUUCAUUAAAUCGGAUAAUGUUCGUGAACUCCAUUUCUCUAUGGUUGACGGUGACUUCAAGAAGUUUGAAGGCAAAUGGUCUGUGAGAGCUGGAACAAGGUCUUCAACAGCUAUACUAAGUUAUGAAGUUAGUGUCAUACCAAGAUUCAACUUUCCUGCCAUUUUCUUGGAGAGGAUUAUCAGAUCAGAUCUCCCAGUAAAUCUUCAAGCCUUGUCCUGUAGAGCUGAAAACAGUUAUCAAGGGGAUCAGAGUGUUUCCCUCACUUGUGCUGAUACCAAAGAAGAACCCGGUUCUUCCCUUAUUUCCUCUAAGAGAGAUAUUGAUAGUGUCAUAUCGCAUGAGAAUAUAUCUUCCAGUGAUAAAUUAAAGGACAAGUUUGUCAAAGCCACUUUUGGCCCGUUGGCACCAGCUACAAGUGAUGCGAGUAAUAAUUGGGGAAUAUUUGGGAAAGCUUGCAGACUUGACAAGCCAUGUGUGGUGGAUGAGGUCCAUCUCCGAAGAUUUGAUGGUCUACUGGAAAAUGGAGGUGUUCAUCGCUGCGUUGUUGCUAGUAUUACAGUAAAAGCUCCAGUCCGUGAAGUAUGGAAUGUCUUGACUUCUUAUGAAAGUCUUCCCGAGAUAGUUCCAAAUUUAGCAAUCAGUAAGAUCUUAUCCCGAGACAACAACAAAGUUCGCAUUCUUCAGGAAGGAUGCAAGGGUCUUCUAUACAUGGUACUCCAUGCACGUGUCGUUCUAGACUUAUCGGAACAUAUAGAGCAAGAAAUUAGCUUUGAGCAGGUGGAAGGAGACUUCGAUUCUUUUCAAGGAAAAUGGAUCUUAGAGCAAUUAGGAAGUCAUCAUACUCUAUUGAAGUACAGUGUGGAGUCAAAAAUGCACAAGAAUUCAUUUCUUUCUGAAGUAAUUAUGGAAGAGGUCAUAUAUGAGGACCUUCCCUCGAACUUAUGUGCAAUCCGAGAUUACAUUGAGAAAAGAGAGACUGAGAAACCACUUGAGAAAUUUAACCAUGAUGUAUGCAGAGAGGCAUCUGUUAGUUCAUCAAUCAAGGAUUCGUCUGUUUAUUAUGAUAGGCCAGCUGGACAGAAUUCAGAAAGUAGUAGCUUACAUUCACCUAGACAAAGGCCGAAAGUUCCGGGGCUGCAGAGGGAUAUUGAAGUUCUCAAAUCUGAGCUCUUGGCUUUUAUAUCUGAACAUGGACAGGAAGGAUUUAUGCCUAUGAGAAAGCAACUCAGGAAACAUGGAAGAGUGGAUAUUGAAAAGGCGAUUACUCGCAUGGGAGGUUUUAGAAGAAUUGCUUCAUUGAUAGAUCUCUCUCUUGCUUACAAACACCGCAAACCGAAAGGUUAUUGGGAUAGCUUGGAAAAUUUACAAGAGGAGAUUGGUCGCUUCCAGAAGAAUUGGGGAAUGGAUCCAUCAUAUAUGCCCAGUAGAAAAUCAUUUGAACGUGCAGGUCGCUAUGAUAUUGCUCGUGCAUUAGAAAAAUGGGGUGGCCUUCAUGAAGUUUCUCGUCUUCUGACACUUAAGGUAAGGCAUCCUAACAGACAAGCAAGCCUUGCCAAAGAGAAGAAAGUUGAAUUGUUAGCUAAUGAUGUAAAUUGUGAAACGACAUCGUCUAAACCUUUUGUUGCACAAGAUGCAAAAAAAUGGCUCAUGAAACUCAAGGACUUGGACAUAAAUUGGGUGGAAUGAGUAUUGAAUUCUGUUUCCCUAUGCUCUUAAAAAGACAACUAAUUGUGUCAAAUGUACAGAUAUCAAUGGAAUAUGCUUCAAUUCAAACUAAUUUGAGCCGUCU
This is a messenger RNA of Lycium ferocissimum, 2390 nucleotides long. RefSeq lists its product as uncharacterized. The coding region runs from base 461 to 2287 and encodes 608 amino acids. Gene Ontology annotation, biological process: regulation of photosynthesis, light reaction. The record is from RefSeq and is a predicted model, not a curated record. The transcript is spliced from 10 exons. Lineage: Eukaryota; Viridiplantae; Streptophyta; Magnoliopsida; Solanales; Solanaceae.